AUGAUAAUUGUUUCGCAGAUCAAGAAAAUGUUUUCUCUACGUAAGUUACCCUACUAUUUUUGCGAUGAAGAAGAAAGAACAUUUUAUGACGAUUUAGAGACCAUAGAAAUCGACAUUCAACAUUGUUGUAUUGAUUUGUUGAGAUUUUUAAAAAUUGAGACAAAAUCAAAUAUUAAGAAUGACAAUAUUGAUUUAAACUAUGACGGUAAGUCUAAAGAUAGCGUAGAUAAAUGA
Molecule: messenger RNA, 234 nt
Organism: Macrosiphum euphorbiae (potato aphid)
Lineage: Eukaryota; Metazoa; Arthropoda; Insecta; Hemiptera; Aphididae
Source: the annotation of a GenBank genome assembly